This is a messenger RNA of Syzygium oleosum, 1347 nucleotides long. Its product is annotated as AT-hook motif nuclear-localized protein 28-like. The transcript has a single exon. Bases 253 to 1152 code for a protein of 299 amino acids. Lineage: Eukaryota; Viridiplantae; Streptophyta; Magnoliopsida; Myrtales; Myrtaceae. The record is from RefSeq and is a predicted model, not a curated record. Gene Ontology annotation, cellular component: nucleus. Gene Ontology annotation, molecular function: minor groove of adenine-thymine-rich DNA binding; DNA-binding transcription factor activity.
UCUUGUUCCUAGUCUCUCUCUCUCUCUGUCUCUGUCGCUCUCUGUCUCUUCGGCUGACUGUGCGUGGGACCCCCCGCCCUCCUUCCCAAACAGCGGCACCAUUAGUCUUUACUUGCAAGCUCAUCCACCUCCCUUCUCAUCUCCUUCUAUCUCUCUCUCUCUCUCUCUCUCUACCCCCUCUGCAACUCUCUUAUCAACUCUUCUCCACCACCACCACCACCACCACCACAAAGGAGGAAGAAGAAGAAGAAGAUGAAAGGCGAGUAUUUACACCCCAAGAAGACCAGCUCCCCCAACCAAACCGCCAUGUUCUCCAACCUCCACCACCCCCGUCCCUUCUCCCACCGCUUCCAACUCGACGACGACCCCUCCUCCACCACCACCUCCCCCGCCCCCGCCGCCCCACCCAACAAGCCCAAACCCGCCGCCGACCAUCCCAACCCCGCCGGCGACGGCGCCUCCAUCGAGGUCGUCCGCCGCCCCCGCGGCCGGCCCCCGGGCUCCAAGAACAAGCCCAAGCCCCCCCUCUUCAUCACCCGCGACCCCGAGCCCACCAUGGCCCCCUACAUCCUCGAGGUCCCCGGCGGCUCCGACGUCGUCCACUCCAUCUCCUCCUUCUGCCGCCGCAAGGGCAUCGGCCUCUGCGUCCUCGCCGGCUCCGGCGCCGUCGCCAACUUCACCCUCCGCCACCCCUCUUCCUCCUCGCCUGGCGCCACCAUCACCUUCCACGGCCGCUUCGACAUCCUCUCCAUCUCCGCCACCUUCGUCGCCCCCCAGGUGGCCUCGUCCACCUUCUUCGUGCCCGACGGGUUCAAGAUCUCCGUCGCCGGCCCCCAGGGCCAGAUGCUCGGCGGCUCCGUGGCCGGGCCCCUCGUGGCCGUCGGGCCCGUCUUCGUGGUGGCGGCGACGUUCAACAACCCUUCCUUCCACCGGCUGCCGGCCGAGGAGGACGACGGCGGCGGCGGCGGCGGGAGCAGCUCGCUGUCCGGCAGGGGUGGGGACGGGCACUCGCCGCCGGCUUCGGGAGGCGGCGAGAGCGCGCACCCGCCCCCGCAGCCGACGGCGGCGGAUUCUGGGGUGUCCAUGUACAGUUGCCAUUUGCCGUCCGAUGUGAUAUGGGCUCCAGCUCCGAGGCAAGCACCGCCUUACUGAUUAUUCUUUCUUUCUUUCUUCUUUUGGGGAGCGGGGAGGCCUCUGUCAUCAGCUGUCUGUUGUGGUUAGUUUAGUUGAAUUUUCCGUUUCAGGGUUCUGAUUUUGCGACACUGUGAAUCCUUUUUAGUUCAUUGCCUUUGCUCUAUUGGAUUGACUUUUAGUUGUAAUAAAAGGUCGAGAGAUGUUUUCUUCUUC